CAUCUCCACACCUAUCUCUCUAUGUUCAACACACAACCAUGUACAUCUCCACACCCAUCUCUCCAUCUCUCUAUGUUCAACACAAAACCAUGUACAUCUCCACACCCAUCUCUCUAUGUUCAACACACAACCAUGUACAUCUCCACACCCAUCUCUCUAUGU
Molecule: messenger RNA, 162 nt
Organism: Haliotis rufescens (red abalone)
Lineage: Eukaryota; Metazoa; Mollusca; Gastropoda; Lepetellida; Haliotidae
Exons: 2
Source: RefSeq, a predicted model, not a curated record